Messenger RNA from Arabidopsis thaliana (thale cress), 359 nucleotides. RefSeq names its product mediator of RNA polymerase II transcription subunit. The coding region runs from base 27 to 239 and encodes 70 amino acids. The record is from RefSeq and is marked reviewed. Lineage: Eukaryota; Viridiplantae; Streptophyta; Magnoliopsida; Brassicales; Brassicaceae. The transcript has a single exon. Gene Ontology annotation, biological process: regulation of transcription by RNA polymerase II. Gene Ontology annotation, cellular component: protein-containing complex; mediator complex; nucleus. Gene Ontology annotation, molecular function: transcription coregulator activity.
AGGUGGAGUAUCUUCCUAUAUCAUCAAUGGAAAUAGCAAGAAAAGUGAUGGAGGAGUUCUUGGAGAUAUGGAAUGAAGCUCUGGCUAAAAGGUCGUUACCGGGUAAGUUUGUGAACAAAGAUCUUAACUUUGGGGAGUUUGGACUUGGAGACAACUACACUCCACAACACACCGCUGUUCGUAAUUACGCUCUCGUUAUGGCUCACAUGAUUGCUACCGUUCAAGCUGUGAGUGGCUAAACCAAAACUCAGCUUUGUAUUUAGGUAGAAUUCUGUGUUUUGCGUUAUUAGUGAUUUCGUUAGCCAUGUUUAUCUAUAAGAAGCAUUGAGAAAAAAAUUGGACUUUUAUAGCAGAUUGUG